AUGUCCAAUGGAGUCCAAUCCGUUGCAGACGGUUUCCGUAACAAGAACCAAAAUCCCGGAAACAGCCCUAAUGCUCCGGGCCCAGGAGAACCCACCCCUGUUGCUAGUUCCCCCGCAAUCCGCACGGCACCUCCAGGCAUCCUUGCCCAGGAAGCCAAUCCCACUCUCCACCACCCCGCCUCACCUCCUACUCAAGAGACCGCGGCGAAAAAGAGCAAAACCCAAAAGGGUGCCGAGAGGAAAUCGUCAAGCACUCGUGUUGGCGGGAUCCUCGACAAACUUAACCCAAACCCCUCUAGCAAGGUUGGGACUAGACCAGACUUGGAUCUUUCUAAGAGAUUAAUUGCAGAUGAUACCAACGACGAAAGGAAAGCGACUCUCCUAACGCAGGCCCCCCAAGGUCCCAACAGGAACAAUGAGGUAAUCGCCACCCUUGUGGAGAAGCAUUUGGCAGCGGAAAAGGCCGGCGACCAAGAAGCCUCGGACCUCUACUUUGCAAUGUUCAAAUCGUUGAUGUCAACGAAGUCCUUGGCUCAGCCAGCUCCAACCCCUUUAGCCACUCCCACUGAGGACUCCAACCUCAAGUUGCGUUCUAAGAAACCCGUCAACCCCAACACCUAUGCUAAAUAUGCACCCAUCCCCAAGUACCACAAAGAAGAUGAUAAUCAGUCGGACGGGGAGUCUGUAGUCGGCAAUAUCCAAUUCUCAGUUGAAGCGGUGCCUCGUCAUGACGCAAUGGGUUUUACCCCCUAUUUUGACAAAAAUAUUAGAGAACUCAAGGGUCCCAUUCCCCUGACCAUAUUUAACAAAGCGUGGAAAAACCGUGCAAUCCUCUACUACGCAGAGAAGCGCUCAAAGUUUGAAGAUUUGUCCUCUGAUUUUAACCGCUACACUGGGUACCCUUACCCGUUGGAAUGGACCCAAUCAUUCAGUGAUUGGACCUCGAACCACCAAAACUUUUAUAAUACCCUUAAGGUUGAAUACAAUUUUAAACGCAUGGCCAACUGGCUGCUUGCUCAUAAGGCUAACGCAGAUGCAAUUCUGGCCGAGGACGGCUUUGUGGUUGCCCUCCGCUACAACAUUCAACAUGAUCUGCUUGUUUCUGACCAAUGA
Messenger RNA from Puccinia triticina, 1113 nucleotides. RefSeq lists its product as uncharacterized. Lineage: Eukaryota; Fungi; Basidiomycota; Pucciniomycetes; Pucciniales; Pucciniaceae. The transcript is spliced from 4 exons. The record is from RefSeq and is a predicted model, not a curated record. The coding region runs from base 1 to 1113 and encodes 370 amino acids.